Molecule: messenger RNA, 2585 nt
Organism: Bicyclus anynana (squinting bush brown)
Lineage: Eukaryota; Metazoa; Arthropoda; Insecta; Lepidoptera; Nymphalidae
Gene: aph-1
Product: gamma-secretase subunit Aph-1
Exons: 4
Coding region: 194-931 (245 amino acids)
Biological process (GO): positive regulation of catalytic activity; protein processing; Notch signaling pathway
Cellular component (GO): endoplasmic reticulum; gamma-secretase complex; membrane
Molecular function (GO): protein-macromolecule adaptor activity
Source: RefSeq, a predicted model, not a curated record
AAAUGUCUUUUGUCAUCACUUUAAGUUGGAUUGAUUCAUGAUUCUUAAUUUUAUUUUUAUUUUUAAAUUAAUCAAAUUACUAAUUAGAUUAUGAAACAAAAAUGUUCUUUUCUUAGUGAAUACUGUUUCGAUUAAGAAACGCCAACUUUACUAAUAGUACGUUUAAGACGUUGUGUUAAACCAAACAAGUAAGAUGACUCUGGCAGAAUUUUUCAGUUGUUCUCUGCUCGCUUUCGGGCCCCCAUUCGCUAUGUUUGCGCUGACGAUCGCGAACGACCCGGUCCGCAUCAUCAUAAUGAUCGCGGCGGCUUUUGGGUGGCUCGUGUCGUUUCUACUGUCGUCCCUAAUAUGGUUCGCAGUGAGCCCCCUACGGUCAUACUUGGCCUUCGGAAUGGUGUUUGCGAUCAUAAUGCAGGAAGCAUGUCGCUAUGGGAUGUACCUGUUGCUGCGAAAGACUGAAGCAGGACUGAAGGAGAUCUCAGAGAACCAUGAGAUUUGCAGCAACAAGCUGGAGAUGGCAUAUGUCUCCGGACUGGGUUUUGGCAUCAUGAGUGGGGCGUUUGCCCUUGUUAAUGUACUAGCAGAUUCGGUGGGUCCAGGCAGCGUUGGUCUGAAAGGUGGAACAGAGUACUUCUUUGUAACCAGUGCAGCAAUGACUCUCUGCAUGAUACUGCUCAACACAUUCUGGAGUGUGAUCUUCUUCAAUGGGAUGGACACCAAGAACUACCCAAAGAUAAUGUGGGUCAUUGGCUCACACUUCUUUGUAUCAGGUCUAAGUUUACUAAACAAAAAGGAAUUGUAUGUGGUAACAAUUCUACCGUCAUACAUUAUACUCAUUGUAACUGUGGUGAUAGCCUUCAAGUGUGCCGGUGGAUCGAGUAAAGGACUUAUUCAAAGUUUUACCGGCCGACCAUUGGUGGUGGAGAACUGACCACAAUCGUAAGGACGAAACACCAGAGAAAUAACAGACUGUUGUCAUUAUGGCAGUGUAAGGACACAUAGGAACCAUCAAUAUGAAACUAGUCAGCAGUUUCAGCUUUCAUAGAUUAGUCAGUAUUAUAGAAGGAUGAUGCAUGAUCAGCAUGAUCAAAUGCUGAUCAUGCAUCAUACUAGAUCAAACUAGAUAUUCUGAUACUUUGGAUGCCCUUUUAAGUUCAACUAGCGGACUCCUGUGAAAUGCAUGAAAUAUUGAUUUUUACAAAUCCCAUGAGAACCAUGUAUUUUCCCUAACUAUUCAAAGGUUCUAUUUAUUGCUUUACUGAAUUUCAUCUAAAUUGGUUCCUGUAGUCAAGCCCUGAAAAAGUAACAGAUAUACAGACUUACACUUACAGUAGAACCUAUAUAUUAGGAUCUCCAUUCCUGGACCUUGUCUGCACUUGGCCACUAAAGGUUGGCUGUUGUUGGAUAAAUACUGCCCAAUUAAACAUGAUGAGUGCUACAGAUUGGAGAUUUGGUCGCUAAUUACGGACCUUGUAAAUAUUCUCUGGUCUCAUAAGGCAAUAGAGUGAUUGAAACAGUAAUUAUAAGAUCUGCAGAAAAACCUUUAUUAAAGACUUGUUUUGGACGCCUUUAAAGUGGAUGUACAUCAGGUGAUAAUGAUGACAAAUUAAAUAUCAACCAUUAGAAACGUGUAACACUACUAAGCUAAGCAUAAAUAUACAUUUAAUACUUAUUUUAAUUUUUAUAGUUGUAACACCUUAUGGCCGGUUUCACCACCUGAUAAGUGUCAGAUAGUCCAAAAGUUUGUAAGUAACUACCUCUCAAAUGAUUAAAAUAAACGUGAAUGUAGCUCAUUCACAGGGUUUUUUUUUUAUUAUUAUUCUUUACAAGUUAGCCCUUGACGACAAUCUCACCUGAUGGUAAGUGAUGAUGCAGUCUAAGAUGGAAGCGGGCUAACUUGUUAGGAGGAGGAUGAAACUCCACACCCCUUUCAGUUUCUACACGGCAUCGUACCGGAACGCUAAAUCGCUUCGUCUUUGCCGAUAGGGUGGUAACUAGCCAUGGCCGAAGCCUCCCACCAGCCAGACCUGGACAAAUUAAGAAAAUCUCAAUCUGCCCAGCCGGGGAUCAAACCCAGGACCUCCGUUUUGUAAAUCCACCGCGCAUAACACUGCGCCACCGAGGCCGUCAGAAACAGUUUCAGUGAAACAGUGGUGGUGAACUGGCCCUUUAAGUUUUUUUAUUUAUCUUAAGGACUGCUAAUUCCUAAAAAGUGGCAGGUAAAUUUACACUUCGAAAUCAAACCAUUCUUAGUGUUCCAAUAACCUUUUUAUUGAGACAACCUAACUUAACUACACAAAAAAAAGAGAUUUAAUCUAACUUAUUUAUAAAUAAACUAAAUAAAUAAACAUUCCAAACUUUUAUAAUGGACGGAGUGAGGUGCAAUUGUUCAAAUUAAAAGACAAACUUGUUCGCAUUAUUAGUAACAAAUAAAGCACUUAUAAAAUAAAUUACUAUUUUAUAAGUGUUGUAAGUUAUAAAAUAUGUAUAGCAAUCUUGUGUAUUUUUAAUUCCUAGAAUCGUGCAACUAAUAUCUCUGUUUGCUCUCAUUGAAUAUCUCGACAAAUAAAGGAAAUAUUUGUUUA